Amphibalanus amphitrite is the source of this 1979-nucleotide messenger RNA. RefSeq names its product adrenocorticotropic hormone receptor-like. Gene Ontology annotation, molecular function: G protein-coupled receptor activity. The transcript has a single exon. The annotation marks the transcript as partial. Lineage: Eukaryota; Metazoa; Arthropoda; Thecostraca; Balanomorpha; Balanidae. Gene Ontology annotation, cellular component: membrane. The record is from RefSeq and is a predicted model, not a curated record. Gene Ontology annotation, biological process: G protein-coupled receptor signaling pathway.
UUCAGUGAGUUCGGGCCACUGCACGAGCUGCUGGAGACGUCGAACGGCACGGUGAACGAGACCGUGCUGCGUCACCUGCUGGCGCUGCACAUCCGCAACCAGCUGCGCCAGGGCGAGCUCGAGCACCGGCGCAACAUCUACCUCAUCACCGUGCCCAUCAUGCUGGUCUUCUGCGUCAUCGGCACCGUCAUCAACCUCAGCAUCUGCGUGUCGGCGCGCCUGAUCCGGCGCCCGCUCAGCCCCACCAUGUGUUUCUCAGUGAGCCUGGCAGGCGCCGACGCGUACGCCGCCUCCAUCCUGGGCCUCGGUCUGGUGGUCAACAGCCUGCUGCCGGUCGGGUUCGGCGUGGAGACGCUGAGCCGCUGUCCGACGCUGGUGCUGGAGGCGCUCCGGCUGGGAGGCGUCAUCUCCACGGCCGCCCACCUGCUGGCGCUGGCGCUGAACCACUACGUGGGCAUCCUGCGCCCGCUGCACUACGCGCGCCUUAUCACGCGCGGCCGCGUGCUCACCUCCAUCGGCUUCCUGUGGCUGGUGCCCAUCCUCUUCUUCCUGGUGUACUUUGCGGCGGCGGGCGGGUUCCGCGCCGACGGCUGCUCGCUCGACUUUCUGCCGUUCAGCACGUUCCGUCGUGUGGUGGCAUCGCUCUUCUUCGUGCCGCUCAUCUGCAUGUUCUUCGCCUACACACACAUCUUCAUCAUGGUACGCCAGCAUCAGCGCGGCUCGCUGCGCAACCAGAACUCGUCGCAGCUCAAGAGCAGCGUCAAAGCUGUGGUGACGACGCUGCUCAUCCUAGGCACGUACAUCCUCUGCUGGAUGCCGGCGGUCGUCACGUUCAUCCUCAUCUGCUACGACUGUUCGAUGCACCCGCGGCAGCUGCACUGGCGCACCCACCUCGAGAUGGCCAUCACCACCAACACGCUGGUCGUGCUCAAGUGUCUGGUCGACCCGGUUAUCUACGCGGCGCGCAUGCCGGAGAUAAAGCUGGCGCUGCGGCGGCUGCGGCAGCUGCUGCUCUGUCGGCCGGGCACGCCGGGCAGUCUGCAGCCGGGCCGCAACACGCGCACCACCCUGCUGGCGGGCACCCAGCGCGGACUGCGCACCACCACCACGGCGGCCACCAGCCUGCGGCAGAACGGCCACACCGAGAUCCCGCUGCGGGUGCUGCGCUCCGCCGGCGCGCCGCAGCCGGUCCAAUGCUGAGGUCAGCCCUGCUGCGGGACCGAUCAGGAUUUUUUUUUCCAAGGGAACGGUAGCACCUCGGUGAAAAACCGCAGGUGGUCGGACCCCUGCCGUGGGUCGGCGGAUCUCUGCUGCUGGAUGUCCCUGAGCAGUCCUCGACAGCUUCACCGACUGCACGGACGGCUUAGUCUAGAUAGGCUGAGGCUGGAUGUCUGGUGACUGGACAGGUGACCUUUUCAACUACUCAGAAGUUGAGCAGAACUCUGACCGACCAGCCGCUGCGGUUGGCCAAGAGGCCGGUGUGAGACGGCCAAAUGCCUGCAAAGUGAGAAUGGUCUUUGAGACUGGAGCUGAGGCUGACACACAGGCAACGACGACCUGUGACUGAACUGUGAGGCAAAGACGACUGGUCUAUGACCCUGCCGCUCAGCUAAGCACAUCUGAUUUCCUCACCGAGCCAAAUCGCAGCCUCCCGAUGGACGGUAGCCAAAACCGGCGCCGAGUGGACUUGUUCACUAAGUAAUUGGGUCUCUGUCGAUGGCCCGCCGUGAGCCCGAUCGGUCAGUCCGUCGGACACUGCGGCCCACUGGACUGUGUUCUCCACCACAAAUGAUCUGAUGUCGCGCCCCGCUGGGCGACACUCGCGCCCCGUCUCCACCAGACAGAGCGGAGCGGAGACGUGUCAUCAACGUACCGCGGAGCCGUAACGUGUGGCUCCGAAAUGGACUGUAGUAGCCCUGUUGUCUACUGGUUACUAUUGCGGACGGCAUGCGUCCUCCAUGUGCAUGUAUUGCAAUGAC